Mobula hypostoma (lesser devil ray) is the source of this 1514-nucleotide messenger RNA. It is a transcript of the gene cd74b, whose product is annotated as CD74 molecule, major histocompatibility complex, class II invariant chain b. NCBI's taxonomy places the organism in Eukaryota, Metazoa, Chordata, Chondrichthyes, Myliobatiformes, Myliobatidae. The coding region runs from base 61 to 1014 and encodes 317 amino acids. Gene Ontology annotation, cellular component: membrane; cell surface; cytoplasm. Gene Ontology annotation, molecular function: cytokine receptor activity; MHC class II protein binding; macrophage migration inhibitory factor binding. The record is from RefSeq and is a predicted model, not a curated record. The transcript has 9 exons. Gene Ontology annotation, biological process: positive regulation of kinase activity; positive regulation of macrophage cytokine production; positive regulation of cytokine-mediated signaling pathway.
CUCUGCUCUGCCCAUAGAUUGCACUGCAGCCGGACCUGUUGUGAGCGGAGGGUUGGCACCAUGUCUGUGGACGAACAGCAGAACGCUUUGCUGAGGAACUCUCAGCAGGACAUCGUCAGUCACAGCGAUGUGGAGGUCCGAUCGAUGGCUCCCAGCCAGGUCACUGCCCAGAGGGGCACCAGCUGGAAGCAUGUCUUCCUCUACAGCGGCGUGUCGAUCCUGGUGGCCAUGCUGAUCGCUGGGCAGGUGGUCAGUGUCAUGUUCCUGUUGAAACAACAGGACAAGAUAACGAACCUGCAGAAGACGACGGAUCGGAUUGAACGCAAGCGCCAACCAAGCAGCGGCCCAUUCAGACCGAAACCAGUCAUGCACAUGCGGCCCAUGAUCAUGGAUCUUCCUAUGUCGUACAUAGACCCCAAGGCCGAGGCUCCAAAGGAUCCAGCAACCACUCCCCAGCCAAUGACCAUGCUGGAACAAGUGCAACAGCUACUGAAGGAAGGAAACAAGAGCGUGGAGAUGCCAGAACUGAAGGAGGGUUUCUCCAACAACCUGAAACUUCUGAAACAGAGCCUGAAGGAAGGUGACUGGCAGGAAUUUGAAUCUUGGCUUCAGAAUUGGCUUCUCUUCCAACUUGUUCAGGGCGAGAAGAAACCUGCUCCGACCAGAGCACCCAGGAUCCAACCCCAGCCUCAGGGUAGGAAGAUGUCCAGCAUGGCGAUGAGGCCAAUGCUCCAUGUUCUGCCACUCUCCGCAGACCAACCCAAGGCAGCCGAAAUGCCCGAACUGGUGCCUGUAACAAGGGCCAAAAGACCAGAGACCGACUGUGAGAGGCAGCGCAGGGAGAAGAUGAUUCCUGGCAGUUUCCGUCCCAGCUGUGACCAGGAUGGGGACUUUGAACCGAAGCAGUGUUGGCCCAGUACAGGAUUCUGCUGGUGCACCUAUCCAAAUGGGACUAAGAUUGAAGGAACUGCAACUCGAGAUCCCCGAGAUAGUUGCAAAAUUUUUAAAGCUUAAGGAAGCCACAGCGUUGGAUGGGGUCAUCUAGACCAGCUUUACUCCCCAGACAAACAUUAAUUGCAUAGAUUGAUUCUUUUAUUAACAUCAGAUUUGACUGAUAACUGUUGAUAUCUGACUUGUAGCCAGUAGAUUCAUUUCCUUAUUUGCUUAAGAUUCAUCCACAAGAAUUUUUUUCUCUUAGAAGUAGAAAAAUCAGACUGUGCCUCAAUGGUUGAAAUGCCUCCAACCUGAUGGCAUGAACAUCGAUUUCUCCAAAUUCCAUUGAUUUCUCUCUGCUUCCCCUUCUGUUUUUUUCCAUUCCCCAUACUGGAUUCCUUCUCACCCCUUCCCUUCUCCUCACAUGCCCUGACCAUCAUCUCCCUCUGGUUCCCCUUUUCCCUCCCUUUGUCACAUGGUCCUCUCUCCUCUCCUAUCAGAUUCCUUCUUCUUCAGCUCUUUACCUCUUCUACCUAUCACCUCCCAGCUUCUUACUUCACCCCCCCUUCCCCCACCCACCC